CAGAGAAAAUGACGCAACCAUGAAAAUUUCAUGGGCUCCAGCGAGAUUCUCGCUCAUUCUGUCCCCUCUCUCUCUCUUCAUGUUUCGGUUAGAAUCUCUCACGUUUAAUGUUGAAAGAUUUGAUAUUUUUUCUCAAGGUGUUUAUGAUCCUCUCCCAUUUUUUUUUAGUUUCUUUAGGUGAUGUUUUGUCUCGAUUCUGAAAUCUUUGGUUCAUACACUAAACAUUGUUUCGCACAAUCCCAAGACGAUGUUGAUGAUGAUGAUUACCCUGAAAUGAGUAUAUGAUUUGUGUGGUAAAAAAGAGAGUAUUAAUAUAUGGAUUCUACAAAGAGUUGGUUUCAGAAGCGGCAGAUGCAUGGAGGAUCCAAAUAUAAAGGUGGCUCAGGUGGUGGUGGUGGUGGUAGUAAUGAUGGCUCUGCCGAUGAGCAACCAAACCUGGAAACCGAUGAAGAAGCUGUCUCUAACACUACCAAACAGAAAGUUGCAGCUGCUAAACACUACAUUGAGAAUCAUUACAAAGAGCAGAUGAAGAUUCUCCAAGAGAGGAAAGAAAGGCGAAGCUUGCUAGAGCAGAAGCUGGCAGAUGCUGAUGUUUCUGAAGAAGAUCAAAACAAUCUUAUCAAGUUUCUGGAGAAGAAGGAGACAGAGUACAUGCGCCUUCAACGCCACAAGCUAGGCGUUGCUGAUUUCGAUUUGCUUACCAUGAUUGGUAAAGGUGCUUUUGGAGAGGUUAGAGUUUGUAGAGAAAAGACUACAGGUCAAGUUUAUGCAAUGAAAAAGCUCAAGAAGGCUGAGAUGCUUCGCAGAGGCCAGGUUGAGCAUGUGAGAUCAGAGAGGAACUUACUUGCGGAAGUUGACAGUAACUACAUAGUGAAGCUCUACUGUUCAUUUCAAGAUGAUGACCAUCUUUACCUUGUGAUGGAGUAUCUUCCUGGUGGUGAUAUGAUGACUCUCCUCAUGCGCAAAGAUACUUUGACAGAAGAUGAGGCCAAGUUUUAUGUAGCUGAGACCGUUCUCGCCAUCGAGUCCAUCCACAUGCACAAUUACAUCCACAGGGAUAUCAAGCCGGACAACUUGCUGCUCGACAGAUAUGGGCACGUGAGACUGUCGGAUUUUGGACUGUGUAAACCUUUGGACUGCAGUGUCAUUGGAGAGAACGAAUUUUCGAAAAAUUCUAAUGGAUCUACGGAGCAAGAGGCUGGAUCAACUGCUCCAAAACGCACUCAGCAGGAACAACUCGAACAUUGGCAUAGGAACAGGAAGAGAACGCUAGCUUAUUCCACAGUUGGCACACCGGAUUACAUAGCUCCAGAAGUUCUACUGAAGAAAGGUUAUGGAAUGGAGUGUGACUGGUGGUCUCUUGGAGCUAUCAUGUACGAAAUGCUAGUAGGAUAUCCUCCUUUUUAUUCAGAUGAUGCUAUGUCAACCUGUAGAAAGAUAGUAAACUGGAAAAGUCAUUUGAAGUUUCCAGAGGAAGCAGUAUUAACGCGGGAAGCAAAAGAUCUUAUCAACAGUCUUUUGUGCAGUGUCAGACGUAGGCUUGGUUCCAAAGGUGCUGAUGAAAUAAAGGCUCAUCCAUGGUUUGAAACUGUUGAUUGGGAUACAAUAUUCGAUAUGGAUGCAGCGUUUGUUCCUGAGGUCAAUGACGAUUUAGACACUCAGAAUUUUGAGAAGUUUGACGAGUCCGAAUCACAAUCUCAGACAUCAUCCAAGUCUGGCCCAUGGAGGAAGAUGCUGUCGUCAAAGGACGUAAACUUUGUAGGGUACACUUACAAGAACUACGAGAUCGUUAAUGAUUACCAAGUUCCUGGAAUGGCGGAGUUAAAGAAGAAGAACAAGUCGAAGCGACCACCAAUGGUCAAAUCACUCUUCGAUAGUGGAUCAUCUGAGACAUCGGAAACAACAGCGAGGUCGGCUUGUGAUCGACCCCCUCCCACUCCAACUCCUACUCCGCCAGUGGCUAAGGGAAGCUUUCUGAAACUUCUACCACCAGAACUCGAAGUCAGUUCAAAGCAUGAAGCUUGCUAAA
This is a messenger RNA of Raphanus sativus (radish), 2029 nucleotides long. RefSeq lists its product as uncharacterized. The transcript has 12 exons. NCBI's taxonomy places the organism in Eukaryota, Viridiplantae, Streptophyta, Magnoliopsida, Brassicales, Brassicaceae. The record is from RefSeq and is a predicted model, not a curated record. Gene Ontology annotation, molecular function: ATP binding; protein serine/threonine kinase activity. Gene Ontology annotation, biological process: peptidyl-serine phosphorylation; intracellular signal transduction. The coding region runs from base 316 to 2028 and encodes 570 amino acids.